Messenger RNA from Coregonus clupeaformis (lake whitefish), 3535 nucleotides. It is a transcript of the gene zfp36l1a, whose product is annotated as zinc finger protein 36, C3H type-like 1a. Gene Ontology annotation, molecular function: metal ion binding; mRNA binding. The transcript has 2 exons. NCBI's taxonomy places the organism in Eukaryota, Metazoa, Chordata, Actinopteri, Salmoniformes, Salmonidae. The record is from RefSeq and is a predicted model, not a curated record. The coding region runs from base 128 to 1291 and encodes 387 amino acids.
CACGGAGCUGGUGUUCUAUUAGAUAGGGCAAAAAAAGUUGACAAAACAGAACUCACCAUCCUGUGUAACUUAAAUUUAAAAACAUACAUUUUUACUACUUUUGGAUUUUAUUUUCUACGCAGCCAAGAUGACCACGGCAGUGGUUUCGCCAUUCGACUUCAGCGAAGUAAUGAACAAGAACAACAAGAUGCUGAACUACAACAACAACAUACUGAGCUCCCCCCAUCAUGCGAUGUCCACCAACAUGUCCAUGUCCACCGGAGCCCUGCUGGACAGGAAGGCUGUGGGGACCCCCUCGCUGGGCAGAGGGGUGUCGGUGUACCACUCCGUCACCCUUCCCAGCUCCAAGUUCCACCAGAACCAAUUCCUCAACAGCCUGAAGAUAUCAGACCCCUCCUCCUGCUCCAUCACCUCAGGGUUAAUCAGUGGCAGCAACAAGGAGAACCGCAUGAGAGACCGCUCCUUCUCUGAGACGGGCGAGAGGCUCCUACAGAAGUGCCUGGGGCCAGCUAGUCCUACCAGCCUGGGAUGCCAGAGCCAGCAGCAGAGCCAGGUCAACUCCAGCCGCUACAAGACGGAGCUGUGCCGUCCGUUCGAGGAGAACGGAGCCUGCAAGUACGGCGACAAGUGUCAGUUCGCCCAUGGCAUCCAUGAGCUGCGUUCUCUCAGCCGCCACCCUAAAUACAAAACCGAGCUGUGUCGCACCUUCCACACCAUCGGAUUCUGCCCCUAUGGUCCCCGCUGUCACUUCAUCCACAAUGCAGAGGAGCGCCGUGGACCCCCUCCCGGAUCCUCCUCCCCCUCCUCCUUCUCCCUGCUCUCCUCCUCCAAUAAGCUGGAGCGUCCCCGUCUGCAGCACAGUUACAGCUUCGCAGGGUUCCCCAGCUCCGGGGGUCUGAGAGGAGAGGACAGCCCCACCUCUGUCACCCCUACACCCAUGUUCUCCCCAGACGAGAUGCCUGAGUGGUCAAGCUGCAACCCCUUCACAUACUCCAGCCAGGAGCUGGCCGACCUGUUCGGCCCCAGCCUGGGAUCCAGCGGCCCCACGGGGACCGAACCCAACACCCCUGCACCUCUGUCUCCGACCAACACCCCCUACUUCUUCCGGCCCAUGUCAGAUUCCCCCACUCAAAUGUUUGAGUCUCCGUCCAGCCCUCCGCAGGACUCUCUGUCAGACCAGGAGGGGUAUCAGAGCAGCUCAGGGGGCAGUCUCAGCGGGUCAGAGUCCCCCAGCCUGGACGCCAACAGACGCCUCCCCAUCUUCAGCCGCCUCUCUGUCUCUGACGACUAGACUGCACCUAUUUAAUGUAUGUUAUCCGACGCCUCCCAGAAAGAGAAAAUGAAUGGAAAAUGGCACUCCCUUCUACCACGUUCCCCUGCCCCCUUUCCUCCACAAAACAAUAUCAAUAUAGUUCCUAAUUUGAAUUAUAUAUAUGAAUACAGUGACUUAUUAAGGGAACUUGUUUUCAAAUCACCCCAGAAAUCUCUUCCCUGCUGUUGUUUACUCCCCUUCCCUCAUAGAAUCUACCCUGUCUUCUGUCAUAGUGCCAAAACAGGAGAGGAAAUGAAUGAACAAUGAGAAUGAUGGUGCGAGAAGGUGUUGUUUUGCCAGGUGUCACCUGUCUUUCUGUUCUUGAACACUUAGCAGUGCUAGUGGGCCUUUGGCACAGGGAGUGUAUCAUCGCACCACACACCCCACUCUUCCACCACCAUCCUCUGACGUUACCACUUCUCAAGUGCACUUCCCCGGUCUACGCUGAGCUAGCUGGAGGGUGCUCCUGAACACACCCUGUCCUCAGAUCAACCACAGCUGUUUUUACUGUAGACUUUGAGCAAAAAAAAUACAUAAACUGAAAUGAUAUGAAUAGUUUAAGUUUUAAAACAAAGUGCCUGGGGCAGUUGGUUUGUGCAUAGCAUGUGUGAGAGUUGAUUGGAUGGAUGGCCUACUGUCUGAGUGUUUUUGAUUCUUUCAACGUUGUCACAUCAUAGUUCUUCUCAAGCAUUCUUUGUUGACUCUCAUUUUAUGUAAUAGCGGAGCAGGACAGGGUCUGCAUGCAGGAAGUGACUUUGACAGACACAGGAAGCUAGUUUUCUUUUGUUUUCUCCUGUUGCUGGUCACUGGCAGUUGUGUUUCUGGGAAGGAAGGACGAGGUUUGUCUUUAAUGUCUAACUGGUUAUUAAACCUUGAAGACUAUUUGGUUUCUGUCCCUCCUCUCUAGUCCGCCUCCCUCCAUGCUGUUCUGCAGGCAGCGGGGAAUUCCAGCAUUCCCAUGGUGCAGUUCUUCUACUUCCUGCAACUUGAGAUGGGAUCUCUAAGCUAUAGUAUUUUUCCUCUUCCCCUAUAGAAUCUGGCUCUGAGGAGCAGCUGUUAUGACAUCUCCCUGCUUCUUUCUAUUGUUUUUGAUUUAUCAUUUUUUAUUGUUAUUAUAGUUAUUGUUUGUUUUAAAACUUUCCAAGCAUUGGUGCUUGUCACUGCUUAUUUAACUUAUCGAAACAUAUUUAUUGGUGAUCAUAUGCAUUUUUAGUUUUUUUGUUAAUUUUGUAUUUAUCUGGAUAAUGAACAAUAGAAUAUAUUUUCUUUUUAUGUUAAAUUAUGAUCUUCGGUAUUAAUCUAAAGAUUGUGAAGACGUUUUGUGAAUUUCCUUUUUUUCACAGUUUAAUAUAUUGUACUACAAUGACUGCAACAAUAUUUGCAACUACACUUUGUCAAAAUAAAACUUAAUUUAAAGCAAAACAAAAUACAGGACAAAAGUUUAGCGUUUUGAUUAUUUAUUUGUAGACUUUUUAAAAAUCUGUUCUCCCCAUUAUUGGACUGCAAUUCUAGCAAAAUAAUAACUGUUGUAUUAUCAUCCCAGAACUGUCCUAUCCUCCUUCACUCUUUAGAAUGUUUUCUCUGACAGUAACAGUACUUUACUGUUAGUACCUUGUUCACUCAAUUCAGCUGUUGUAUUCCUUUUGAUCUGCUUGGUUCCAUAUGGAGACCAAACAGGAUUCUCUUUCAUAAUUAUCUUGUAUCUAAAACCAAGAGGUGCAACACAUGAUGAGGAUCACCAUGUUCACUCUCACAUCCUGAUUAAGUGUAGGAAGUGUUGGGUUUAAAGGAAGGUUAUGUCUGAAUGUUAUGUAAUACAGUCAACCAAGGAUUUAGAGGAAAAAUACUGUUUAUAUUACAAGCAAUAGCGGUGACCAAAUGGGUUGAGGAGACAUCUGUGUUUUUGAUUGGAUGUUUGAUUCACUUGCAUGGUCCCCAACUGUUAUAAAGUGCCUACUUUUGAAUCCAUUCCAGUUAGCUAACUAAGGACUUUUAUAUUAAAUGAUGGAAGAUGGUGAAAUUAUGUUUGAAUUCCUUGUGCCAUGUUUCCUUAAAGUUUUGAGCAAGGUUAAACAGGAUUAUUGACACAAAGUAAAACUGUUGAAUGUAUUUUUCCAGCCAUGGGUUUUCACUACAGUCAUUUCUGAGUUUAUAUUAAAAGCUGAUUUAUCUUUUUGUAACUAUUGAUUGCAGUUAAAACCAAUAAACCCUGUAUUUUUGAAA